This is a messenger RNA of Dermacentor andersoni, 549 nucleotides long. RefSeq lists its product as uncharacterized. The record is from RefSeq and is a predicted model, not a curated record. Lineage: Eukaryota; Metazoa; Arthropoda; Arachnida; Ixodida; Ixodidae.
AUGGACAAGAUGUUCAAAAACGGCCACGCCGAGGAAGCUCCACCGAUUCGAGAAGGAGAAGAAUACAUAAUCAACAGCCUGCUUGGAGUGCUCAUCCGAUGCCGGAAGGAAACCGUGGCCAUUACUGUGGACAUUAGGCACAUGUUCUACUGCUUCCUGGUACAAGAUGACCACCGAAAUUCUCUGAGAUUUCUGUGGUUCCGCAACAACAACAUCUACACUGACGUGGUGGAGUACCGAAUGAAGGUACAUGUGUUUGGAAACAGCCCGUCACCAGCAGUUGCAACGUACGGGCUGCGGAGAACAGCACGAGAAGGAGAGAAAGAAUUUGGCAGCGACGUCAGGCAGUUCAUCGAGACGGAUUUCUAUGUCGACGAUGGGUUGAAGUCUCUCUACAACGACAAGGACGCCAUCAGCCUAAUACGCCGCACGCAACAGAUGUUGGCCGCAUCAAACCUUAAGCUCCACAAUAUAGCGUCUAACUGCCCUACAGUGUUGGAAGCCUUUCCAGAAGAAGACCGUGCCAAGGAUUUGAGGAUCUUGACUUGA